This is a messenger RNA of Peniophora sp. CBMAI 1063, 876 nucleotides long. The record is from the annotation of a GenBank genome assembly. Lineage: Eukaryota; Fungi; Basidiomycota; Agaricomycetes; Russulales; Peniophoraceae.
AUGGGCCUCAGUCGCACGCCCCCUGCUCGCCUUCGGUGUUCCACCCACCCCAACCCCUUAUUAUCGCGAGAUCGUACCUUGAUCACAAUAUCCGAUCCUAAACCUCUUCGUACCGGCGAGCCACUCAGUAGCGGGGCAGCAGUUUCGACGAAUGCCCCUGUUAUCCAUGAUGACAGAACUCCCCCUGGGUCAUCGAGCGGUCUCAACAUGACUGUCCUAGACGUCGCCUCUGCUCUGCUUUCACUAUCAGACUCAUCGUCUUUACCUUCCACUCCGUCGUCACCAUCCGAUGCGCUAUCGCCGAGCUCUAGUCUCCGUUCGCAGUGUGUGGACGAACCAUCUUGGAACCUCAAACGCACUUCUUCUGGCAAAGAUCGCCGUUUCGUGCCCAUGAACGUCGACGACUUUAUUGCCUACUGUCCUGCGGCCUUAAAGUAUUUCAACGUUGAACCGGCAUAUCUUGGCUCUGCCCCGCAGCGAUCUCACGCUGCUAACCGCGAUCCAUCUCAUAUCCCGCGCCCACCAAACGCCUUUAUGCUUUAUCGGUCGUGGUUCUGCGCGACCACCCACUGCUCAGGACUACAACAAAACACUCUUCUCCGCACUAUCGGUGAUUGCUGGAGACGUCUCACAGACAAGGAACGCGAACCGUUCAUCUCUGCGGCUGCAAUCGCGAGACGUCGUCAUUCUGUCCUUUACCCCGGUUACCGGUACCGCCCGUGCACUAAGCCAAGCGCCGCACGCCUUGGACCCAAGUCAGAUGGAACUCGUGUCAAGGCCGACGUCGAGAAGAGCUUGUUGCCGACGAAGAAUAUCAAUAUCAUCAUCCCGCUCGCCGAGAUGCAGCGCAAGUGGUAUCGCUCCGUGCUCGAGUAG